UUCACAUUUGAUCAUUAAUUUUAGUGUACAUAAUAGUAAUCGGUUUUUUUCAAACGGAAGUAAAGUUAUUAGGUCAUUUUUAUCAACAUUUUGUGCCAAACUUGUCGGGCUAUAGCAAUAAAACAAAUGGUCGCUUUCCAAAAUGAACAUUUGUUUUAGUCGUCAAGCUUUAAAACCGUUAUCAGCAUGUUUUUGAUUUUCCUGAGCUACGUAAUGCUAGUGUCUGGUAAAAUAACAUUACCGGACAAAAAACCAAACUAUUUGAGCGCCUGUUUGCACGAAUUAAUCGACACAUCAAACACUUUAUACGUCGUAAACGUUGAUUUACAAUUUAAUAGACCCGUCGUUAGACUAGACCCAUACAAACCGUUCGUUUGGUUCAAGUACCAGAAGAGCGAAACCGUUUUGAUAGAAUUUGUGGAUGAUUUUGAGUCGCUUUUGAACCAUUUGGUCCAAACUCAGACGUACGACCCCCAGAGCACGACAAUUGUGGUCACUGACAAGGCCCAACAAUCGAUUUUUGAAUCACUAUCCAAGUACUACAUUGGGCGAGUACUUGUGGUUGAAACUGUGUCAGAAAAAUUGCAAAAAAUCUACAGUUACGAACCGUACGAGUUCGAAAAUGUGAACGAACCAAUAACACGUUUUUUCGUAUGGAAUUCAUGCCUUGGUGGCGUUUUAAACGCGAAUAAAACUUUGCCCCCGUUACCAAAAAGAUGGCGCAACACAACUCUCCAAAUUUUGAAUAAUGUGGUACCACCUUAUGCCAUGAGUACCAAUGGGGGAAUUGAAGUUGAGGCGUUUGAAAUAAUCGCCCAAUAUUUACGUCUCUCACUUAAUUACACAAGAAACGAGUUUGAUUAUUGGGGGAGUAGAGUGAAUGGUACUUACACCCAUAUUUUGGGGGCUUUACAGCGCCGUGAAGGCGACAUGGCCCUAGGCGUUUUCCACUCGAAAUUCGACGAACAUUACGAUUUUGACAUCACUUGCACCUUCAUGGAGGAUGGUACCAGAUGGUUGGUACCCAAGGCUAAAUUCUUGCCGUAUUGGAAACGCAUUGGGUUGAUUUUUACCCCUCAAGUGUACUUCUCUCUGUUGGUUUCCUUCACCGCAAUGGUACUACUUUGCCGCUCUUUGAUGCAGUGUUCAAGUGCUGGUUUCAUGUUGUUUCAAAUUUUGGUCGAGUCCAGUUUAAAGCGCCUCCCUGUCAACUACCGCUCUUUGAUUUUGGUUUGGGUGGCGUGUUGUUUCAUCCUCUCCACGAUUUUCAAAAGCAAAAUGUUCGAAAUCAUGUCGAAAAAUCGCUACGAGCGUCAGAUUGAUUCACUGAGGGACAUAGUUGAGUCAGAGUUGGUCAUUUUAAUAGACCAUGAUAUUGCAAAAUUCUACCGUUUUAACUCAAGUCCUUUUGAAACUUACGUUCGGGAGAAAUACAAAUAUUGUCCGAACCCGAGGGAUUGUAUUGCAAGGACUGCCUUUGUGCAAGACUGUGUCACUGUUGAUUUUCAAAGGAGCAAUGAGUUUUUUUUGUCAAGUUUUAUCGAUUCUGAAGGCGAAGUCUUGUUUCAUCUUUUCAAAAAACCGAUUUUUCCGGUCCAUAUUCAGCUUUUUUUCGUUAAGGGUUAUCCGAUUUUUGGACAAAUUGAUGGGUUGUUGAUGCAGUUGAGGGAUUUUGGUUUCAUUGAACAUUUCUAUGAUCAGGCGGGUCAUAACGCCAGGAAAGCUUUGAGUCAAAAAAGCGGUUUUAAGGCCCAAGUUUUGGCUUUUGAACAGACGGAAAGUGCGUUUUUUAUGUGGAUGAUGGGUGUGGUUGGUUCUCUUGUGUUAUUUUUGCUCGAAUGUGCAUUGGGAAGGCAAAAAAUGAAGUAA
Molecule: messenger RNA, 1869 nt
Organism: Tribolium castaneum (red flour beetle)
Lineage: Eukaryota; Metazoa; Arthropoda; Insecta; Coleoptera; Tenebrionidae
Exons: 1
Coding region: 187-1869 (560 amino acids)
Source: RefSeq, a predicted model, not a curated record